Messenger RNA from Pogoniulus pusillus (Red-fronted tinkerbird), 4736 nucleotides. RefSeq names its product bone morphogenetic protein 3 (gene BMP3). Gene Ontology annotation, molecular function: growth factor activity; cytokine activity. Gene Ontology annotation, cellular component: extracellular region. The transcript is spliced from 7 exons. Bases 1257 to 2729 code for a protein of 490 amino acids. NCBI's taxonomy places the organism in Eukaryota, Metazoa, Chordata, Aves, Piciformes, Lybiidae. Gene Ontology annotation, biological process: osteoblast differentiation. The record is from RefSeq and is a predicted model, not a curated record.
UCUCGGCAAGUUAAGAGCAGAGCAUCAGACGGGAGCAGCGUUUGGUGGGUGCUGGAGAAUUCCUGGCGCUCCUCUCUGCAUGGAGAACUCCCUCGUCUUGGCUGGCAGGAAGCUGGAACAAACACGUACAUGGUCUUCUGGAAUUCCUAACUGGUCACACCCCACAUUUUCAACCCAUAUGCUGAAACCUCUUCAGAAGAGCAAGAGGGACUUAGUCACUGGCAACAGACUACAGGAUGAAAAUAUAGAUCUGUGCUGAACCUGGACACCUUGCUUUGCCUUGGGUUAUCUGAGAGCAUGUGUCACGGAUUCAGUUGAACCUUCUGCUGUUAUUCAUACCAUGCUGCAGUCAUGCCAGCUUCAAAACCAAAGUGCUAACUGGAGCAAAGUAUUAUAUGCCUGAAGUUCACAUUGCAACGUGGGAGGAUUCUCGUUCUGGUUGCUGCUUCGUGGUUCUGGCUUCUUGAAUGUGAGCUCUUCUCUGCAGACAUGGUCAGGUUAGGCAAGAAGUCGUUCUUGUGAACCCACACAUCUACAAACUGUGAAAAAGCAGCAAGGUUUCUCUCCCACCUCCUGUGGUUUUGCCCACCAGAUGCAUGAGCCGUGUUAUUUUACUGCCUUUGGAAGAGGCUGGGUGGAGGUGGGGAGGGGAACCACCUCCCCCCUCAUUCCGCGCUGCCCUCAGGGACACAGUCAGUGCCAGUGAUUGGAUUUCCAGAGUCUCUGGACUCGGGGUGGUGGUUUCCCCGCGGCCGCGCCUGCCGCUCGCUGCGGACCGGAGGAGAGGGCGGUGCGAGUGGCUGCCGCUCGCAGCCCCAGCCCCGGCGCCGCGCUCGCACACGCACCCCCCGCGCACACCCACGGAGCCUCACCCGGGCUGCGCCUGCACGGCAGAGCGGGGAGCGAGCAUCCAGCUGCACAGAGCGCGACACCUCCACCUCUCGCCAGAAAACAACCUGCACAGCCGGGAAUAAAUCGCUUCACUGCCCGCAGCGGGAGGAACGGGCUCUUCACGUCGUGGCACUUUCCUCCACCUCACUUUCCUCCUUUUCUUAUUUUUUUCGCUUCCCCCCGGCGCUUUCCCUAAAAGAGGAAACCUCAUCUCUGAUUUUUAGCGCGGCCUCAUCUGCUCUUGCCGUCGCCGGCGGUUGCGUGCGACCGAAACAAACUUGGCUGGGGGGCUCGGUCUCGCCUGCCGGGGCAAGAAAGCGACAAGAAAGACUGCGGAGUUCGCCUGGCCGCGUCGGAGGGGCAGGAUGGCGGCGAACCGCUGGAUGCUGUGCCUGUGCCUGGGUUGGGGGUGCCUGUGCCUGGCUCUGGGCGAUGUGCUGAGGGCUCGCUGGGUCGGGCUGCGGCGGCGAAACACCCCGGCAGGAGUGCGCGGCGGACGGCCGAGAGCCGCGGCAGGUGACUACGGCCCGGGACAGCGGCCGCAGCCGGAGGAGCAGGGGCGGCCGGAGAGGUUGCAGCCGGAGGACAAGGUGUCGGAGCACAUGCUGAGGCUCUACGACCAGUACAGCGGCGGCCACGGGGGGCGGGCGGCGCAGCGACGAGACCUGCCGGGGCUGCCCGGGCUGCACCUCCGCCACGGCAACACGGUGCGCGGCUUCCGCCCGCGGGCUGCAGGUGGCCCUGAAAGCCAGGAGGUGUAUGUCUUUAACUUGACAUCACUCACGGACUCUGAAAACGUCUUGUCAGCUUCGGUGUAUUAUUACGUUGGGGACCUGCUGCAUGCUAUGCAGAACUGCUCCCAGCCCAGAGGCUGUUCUCGUCAUGGGCAUGAGAAACCAGGAAUUCAGAUGCAUCUUUCAGUUUGGACCUUUCCUUCUGUUGGGAACCAGACUCGGAGCCUGGGGCAUUUCCUAAUAAACGUCUCCGCUACUUACCAGGAUGUCCUUUCCUGGCAGUGGAAGGAUAUCACUCAGCUUCUGCACGAAGCCAAACGGAACAAUGAACUCCUCAUCAGUGUCAAAAUGGAUCUGACCAGCCAGCACCCCUGGAAAAGGGCACCUUCCCGCUAUGAACCCUACAUUCUGAUUUAUGCCAAUGACUCUGCUAUUUCAGAGCCAGAGAGUGUUGUCUCUAGUUUGCAAGGGCACCGCCAUCCCCUGGCAAGGGUCUUUCCCAGGCCAGAAAACCAUGUGAGGAGCAGCCUCGGGAAGUGGCGGCAAAAGCGCUCCACGAAUAUUCUGCUGCCAUUGCAGAAUAAUGAGCUGCCUGGAGCUGAGUACCAGUACAGCGAGGACGAGAGGUGGGAAGACAGAAAACCCUACAAACCCCUCCAGCCGCAGCUAGCCGAGAGGUCAAAGAGUAAGAAAAAGCAGAGGAAGAAUCCUCACCACAAGAGCCAGACUCUGCAGUUUGACGAGCAAACGCUGAAGAAGGCGAGGAGGAAGCAGUGGAAUGAACCCAGGUACUGCACCCGGCGCUAUCUCAAGGUGGAUUUUGCAGACAUUGGCUGGAGCGAGUGGAUUAUUUCCCCUAAAUCCUUUGAUGCCUAUUACUGCUCAGGGGAAUGCCAAUUCCCUAUUCCAAAGGCCUUGAAGCCAUCCAACCACGCCACCAUUCAGAGCAUCGUGAGAGCUGUUGGGGUUGUCCCAGGCAUUCCUGAGCCUUGCUGUGUUCCUGAGAAAAUGUCUUCUCUUAGCAUCUUAUUUUUUGAUGAAAAUAAAAACGUGGUUCUUAAGGUGUACCCCAACAUGACAGUGGAAUCCUGUGCAUGCAGAUAACCUCUCGAGGAGACCCUUUUGAAAUGCCGAGGAGAUUUGGGGGUGUUGUGUGUGCAUUUCAUGGUAUCUACUUCUUAUUUGCACUGUCAAUGCAUGUCCUUUGGACAAAAAAAAAAAAGAGAAAAAAAAAGUAAGCAAAUGCAAACAAAGAGGAUGGAAGUGGACUGGGUUCUGAACACUGAUUCCAAGAGAAGAGAAUGCAAACUUCAUUCAUCUCUAAAUCUGGAAAGGCAUGAGUCUUGGCAGUGGAGACUGACUGUUUCUGUCAGAGUCAAGAGAUGAAAGAGGAAUCUGCAGAAGACCUCAAGAUUUUUGAGACUGCUGGAAGGAUGUAGUGAUCUAUUUUUGUACAAGACUUUGGAAGCAGCAUUAGCUGUUAAUUUGUGUCUCUCUUCUUGUGACUGGUAAGAGGCAGAUUAGAAAGACACUAUUCUCCAUUUUAAAGCUCAGCUUUCUGCCUUAGGUCAUUGAGUAGUGCAGCAAGGAACUAAAAUCUGACAUUCUGAGAGCCUUAACUAAUCCAUCUUAGACAUAUAUCUGCUUGGUACGACACGUCACCAACCGCAUGUGUGUAUUCAUUUGCAUUGGCAUAGUCUUUGUAAUUCAGCUUGGUAGAUGCCUGUACCCCCUGCUGGAAGAACACAGAACACAUCACUGCUGCCUGUGGAAUUGUGGUACCCCAAAAGCCAAGACUUUUAUUUCAUGCCGCUGCGGAAACUCAGCAGGUCAAGGGUAUGAAAAUACCACAUUGGGCAAAGUGUCUGAGCAGCUUAUUCUCAGCACCUAUUGUAGAGCACAGUGGCAAACAGCCUGAGUAAAUCACAGUUAGUCGAUUCCUGACGUGAAGUUAUUUGGUGCACAGCUCUCUUCUGUAGGCCUUCACUAGAAUUGUUUGAUCGAAACUGCCUCUGGUUGGCAAGGUUUGAUUGCUACAUUAAUCAAAUAGUAGAUUCUUGUUUCUUUUCUUUUUUCCUUGGUUCACUUCUACUCUGAAAAUCAGAUUUGUUUCUAUGAUUUCUUUUAAACAGUCGUUGGGAAAAACGACAGGCAGGACAGAAAACAUAUCUGGAAUCUCAGGCACAGCUGUGAAUGUUGACACAACCCCAAUACCGUUUCCAGCAACACAAUCUAUAGAAGGAUGAUGCUUCAUAAAGUACUUGUGGCUGCUGCCCUAGGUUUUGAGCCAGGAGCUGCGCAGAGCAAAAGGACAGAAAAGGUAUUCUACCCCUUCCCAAGGAGCAAAGUAAAAAUGCUCCACUCUGGAUGGGAGGUUUAAAUGGAAAUUCUGUUCACAGGUGUAUAUGUAAAAAAGGAAUUCACGUAAAAGGCAUACAGGCACAAAUCAGGCCCAGCUCUCUACAUGGGCCUACAAGGUCAAGACCUUCCAGAGCCUUCCAUAAACCUUCCCUCCAUGCAGCCUCAGCAGGUCUAUGAGUAAGUCUGAACUGCCCACCCCCCCACUAGGCCUAGGCCUACUACAGGCAUCAACAGGCCCAGCUGGCAUAGCUUCCAGCCAAGGCCAGAAGGCCUCUCCCCUACAGAGCCAGAUAAUGGCACAUGGCCUGGGCAGAGAGAAGAGAGAAAGAGAGCCAGAAUUGGCUGUGCGCUCCCUGAAAUAGAGAGAUAGAGGAACACAGAAUAGAAUAACAGAUUACAAUGUCCUGGGACAAGCUGCCUGUCCUCCCUGGGGCUCUCUAGCCUCUGGAGGACUUUUCAUUAUGUUUAUACCAAUUAACUCUUCCUAUCCCUUAACCUUCAACAGCUGGUCAAGGCAACGCUUCGGUUUGCACUCAGAGUAAAGAUAAGUUGCCUGUGUAACUGCAUCUCUGAAAUGGUGUCUUUAAAGUAUUCAUAGGGAAUAAAUUCAUUCCCCAUUACCAUCAGAGUUAAAAUCUACUUUGGAGUCUAUUUUCCAUAGCAUAUUGAAGGUGACAAUGUUUUUUCCUAUGCAUGUGCCCUUUUGCAGCUUCCUAGUUGUUUAAUGCUAGUUUAAACUCAGUUGUUGAU